Lathyrus oleraceus (garden pea) is the source of this 849-nucleotide messenger RNA. Its product is annotated as extensin-like. The record is from RefSeq and is a predicted model, not a curated record. The coding region runs from base 1 to 849 and encodes 282 amino acids. The transcript has a single exon. Lineage: Eukaryota; Viridiplantae; Streptophyta; Magnoliopsida; Fabales; Fabaceae.
AUGUACUACUUAGAUGAUCUGCACAAACAAGGAGUAGAAUUCUCAGACUUCUCCCUAGACUGGCUGCCAGAAUUUCCUCCAGAUUUCACGAAGAGGACACGAGAACCAUCUGAGAAGGCAAAGCAGCCGAAGAGAGAAAAGCUGGGAGAAUCUUCUGGAUCAAGACCUCUAGUACCUCUGGUUGGAUCCCAUGGUAAGUCUGUACCUCUCCCUCCUUCUGUAACAGUUAAACCUAUUGCUUCCUCAUUCCCUCAACCUUCGCCCAUAUACACUAACUCAGAAACUCCUCUCUCAACCUCCAGACCAUCUAACCAACCCUCUCAAAAAUUCAACCUGACCACCACAUCUCUACCUAUUUCGGAAGCAGAAAUGCUGAAUGAAACAACCUCACCCUCCUCCUCAUCAUCUCUAGAAUCACCACCUUACUACACACUUUCAUCUGACACUGAACCCUCUGACCCUCACUCCCCAACUCUGGCUCAGCUCCAACAUCGUGCUCUAGCCUCUCAACAGCCAACACAAUCUAUCCCUGAACCAGAAAUUACCUCUCUACCCAUAGAAAACCCAAACACAACCACAUCUGAGCAUCCACCAUCCAAACCAAUUCACUCUGAAUCACUACCACAAAACUUUGAAAUACCCCAAACAACUACAUCCGCUGACCUACAAACUCCCACACUUAACUUAAGCCCUCCCACUUCUCCACCCCAAGCCUCUGAACUUGAAAACACCCUUCUAACCCUUGAGGAAGCAAUAAAGGUGUUUCUAGAAGCUUCAGUUGACAAGGUCAAGUCUCGGACCAUCAACUUUGGCAUCAGUGAUGAUCCCUCCGCUGUAAGGACUCACUAG